Messenger RNA from Mercenaria mercenaria, 2528 nucleotides. RefSeq lists its product as uncharacterized. Bases 96 to 1316 code for a protein of 406 amino acids. NCBI's taxonomy places the organism in Eukaryota, Metazoa, Mollusca, Bivalvia, Venerida, Veneridae. The transcript is spliced from 5 exons. The record is from RefSeq and is a predicted model, not a curated record.
CUCAUCUAUAAUUAGGAAGGGGAAAACCUGCCAGUUACUAAAAUUAACUUGAGCGGAAAACCUUUACAUUCCGCUGAGCACUGGCUGUAGGAGGAAUGAAGUGUAUACGAGUAUUUUACAUUGAAUUGGUUUUUAUAUUUUCUUGUGUAAAUGGAAAAGCUGCAGACUGUGAAGCCCUAGAUGUAAAAGUGUACGUUGAUGAUGCCGUAACGUCAGACAGACAGAAAGAACAGAUUUCCCAACUUCUCAGCAGUGUCGCAUCUUCAAUUCCGGAAGGAAGUUCUUUCGACCUUAAUUUGAUAGGAUCUGACAUUGAAAAACUAGCAUCAUUUUCCAUCCCAAGUGAUAAUAACGACUGGCUUGAUCAACUAAAAGAAACACUAAGUAAUGUGAGGCCCGAUGAGAACCACGUAAUAUCAUUCAGUAAAGCAAUCGAUAGAGAUUUACUUUCAUUCUACGGAGUUAAUCAAUAUAAGUCAAAGGCAGAACUUGUUAUAAUAUUGGUGGAAUCCUCAACUAAAUUUGACACUCGCCAUUCACUUAUUUGGAAGAAAAAGACAGUCGUUGUGAUCUUAGGGAACGGUGCAUCUUUAGAUCAGGAGAAAGUUGCAUCACAUGAAGAUCACGUGUUCGUUGUACCGGAACUGGCAGAUGUUGAAAAUGUCACAGAGAGUCUUAGUAAAACUAUCUGCAAAGAUUCCAAAUUGCACUGUGAUACAGAUCGCUAUAGCUUAAGAAGAGGAUCCAAGUGUAAAAAUUGCUCCGAGAAUGUUUGUUCAGAUGAUAUAGCAACUGCAAACACAAGCAAUACCUGCAAAACCAGAUGCCCUUACUACAAAACAACAAGAGAGGAAAUUAAAGUAGAACCGGAGACAAAUUAUGAAACCUUUGUAAAGAUUCAGGAUCACAAAUACACGACCAUCGCUGCAAUACUUGCAGUCAUCAGCAUAAUACUAAUAACAGGGGUGAUAGCCCUUGUCAUUGUCAUAAGGCGAAAUCGUGAACGCAUCGGUGAGGGGGAAGAUACACCUCUGCAGAACAACCAAGAUGGGGCUAUAAACGACAGAGUAAUAGAUAACCUUCCAGACUCGGUGGCCCAUCAAGAAACUGGCGAAGUUCCAGCAACACAACGAAUGCAAGUACAGACAGACGAAGAAGUGGGCGAGGCAUCAGGAACACAACAUGAAUAUGAACCAACGGACGCGGAAGUUGCUGCUGCUUCUAUGAAAAAUGAAAGGGAAAGAGCAAUGAAUGAAACAGCGUUAGAGCCGCCGGUUUAUGAUAUCCAUGGGAGUGCGGACUUGCAUCCGCUGUAGAAGACUUGACGAUAAGUGAGUUGACAGUCAGUAUUGUUUCAACAGAAAGAAAAAGUGACGUUAUUCAGCAAAUCUGAGUGUGUCGUUUCUUUCUUUGCUUGCAUUACAGAGGACAAUAGGACGGCAAAGUGCCAGAUACUCGUAUAGGUCGAGUACUCGCUCGGGAGGGCCGGUUCUGAUAGACGUGGGCUGGAGUAGAGAGGAUCCAAUGUGAUAAAACUGAGACUUGAGACCAGUCUUAGAAUGCGAUAUACUUUCUCAUUGGUCAAAUACAAGACUGUUGUCAUAUGUUGGAGGUUUUGGACUUGUCCGACUUGUCCUUAAAGUUCGAUUUAUAAUGUUGAAAUCAGAGAGCAAGGAAAGAAACACUACAUACGUGUAUACAUAGUUCUUUUGUUAAAAAAUAUAUCUUUCAUGCGGGUUGUGAAAACUUUUAAUAUAAAACAAAAAAGAAAAUGAAAAUACUUCUAAGUUGUAAUAAUAUGAAUAUUAAAAGAUAAACUUGUUUUAAUCCAUUUUCCCUAAAUACUGUUCACUUUUCAGUUCUGAUUCGAUAGGAAAUUCAUGAUUGGACAAUAAUUUUACAGUACAUUUACUUUGUAAACUCAAAAUAAACAUUUAUCCAUAAAAAUGGUUUACAAAAUAAAACACAUUUAAUAACAAAGUAUGACUACCACAGUUCAUUAUAAAUAACUAUUGUUGCAUGACAUUAAUUCACGGAGAAAGUUUAACAUCCGCGGUUAUUUUUAUAUUUAGCUAAUUUUAACUUAAUGAUGAUUUUCUACAAUUUAAAAAUUAAUAUCUAAUAGAAAAUCAGUUUAGUGAUACGCUUAGUAUCUCUGAUAUGUGUAGUACUGUUUUUAUAGAUGUUGGUUUUGUUGUUUUACGUGUCCAUGUGAAUAAGAAAGUGUAAGAUAUAAUUCAAAAUGUCUCUAAAUCGUCUUGUACGUGAAAUUUUGGAAAGCUCCGUUUUAGAUUUUCUUUUAAUUUUCAGUUUUCAGUGCAUUACACAUCAGAAACCAAUCUCUUUCUUAUACAAAUGUGUCUGCAUUUCUUCAGUGUAUAUAUUUUAUUUGGUUGUGUGUAUUAUAAUAUAAGGGAGUGUAUUUAAUAAUAGUUGUUACCUUUAUAAUUCUGCUUGUUAUGUUAUAAAAAUUAUAUAUACUAUAAAGUCUGAUGAUGUAAAUUAGUAAUAAACCAUAUAUAUUUAGA